AUGAAUUUAUCCAAAGACCAACUUCACAUUCUCGCAUCAGAUCCAUCAGACACAAUUUCACCUACAGUGGUUGCAACCACCAUUUUACUCGUGGUAAUUGCUCUGAUGGGAAUUAUCGGAAAUGGGUUGGUAUUGUGGGCCUUCCGGUGUCAGGUGUCCCAAUGUGUUGUUUCCAGUCUGCUGAUAUUGUUGUUAGCCUGUUUGGAUAUGAUCAUCUGCUCGAUCGGUAUUCCGGCCACAUUGUAUUUGGAUGUCUGGCACGGAGAAGCCACGGAAUUUCUCUGCCGUGCACAUCUGGCAUUCAAAGGUUUUAUUGUGCCCGUAUCCGCAAGCCUCUUAGUCCUGAUCGCCCUGGAGCGGUUCCUGCUCAUUUGUUUCAUACCCAGCAUAGGACUGAAACGAGCACACCUGAUCGCCGCGUUCACCAUUAUCCUUCUGAUUGGAGUGAUUUUGGCCGUACCCAUGAGUUUACAUGUUCAUGCGGUAAAAGUGGUCAAAUCGCAUGAUGUGCUAUUUCAACCUGUUCCGUUUGAGGACGAAAAGACUGUUCCUGGUGCACUGCACUUGCCCGAAGAUGUUCACGUUCCAGUUCGUUGUAAUAAAGAUGAUACGUUUAUCAGUGACACCGCCUAUUGGUAUUAUCAGAUUGUUGUCAUCAGUCUAUUUUCUGCACUAUUUUUGGCAACCGCAUUGUUGUACGCUGUUGUGUUCCUAUUCGUCUGGAGACAUGAGUCGCUUAUGUUCGAACGAUACGGGAAAUCGAAGUAUCGUGGAUAUUUUAUACGUAUUCAUGAGUCCAUCCGAAGACCUCAGAAAAAGAAUGGGAAAUGCAAAUGCAGUGAAACAAGUCGUGAUCGUCAAACUAUGGGUAAUGUUGAAACCGGUCCGGGAGAUAAAAUAUUGGAUGCUAGACAGCCUUCCACGUUGAGCGGUGCCAGAAUCGACGGGUGUGGGGGUGAUUUUGGCGCCAACGCGUUUGAAGCUUCUGGAAGUUUUGGUUGCGCAUGCCAUUGCAGCACUCGAGAUGAUCCAACGCAAACAUCGAGUUCUGAGCAUCACUUUGAUGUCCAUUCCAAAGAAGUGGUACAGAAGGAUGUCACAAAUAUCCCUGAAGAAGAAGAUAAUGCAACAUCCGUACCGCAUCAACAUUCAAGUGCUAUUCCACGUUCCGGGCAUCUGCAGGCAACUUUGAAGAGAAAACAUCUAUGUUCUUGCUUUACUAAGGCGGGUACGCAAUUGAGAGGUAACCAGAAUGACUCGUUAUCGGUUUAUAACCCAAUGGUAGCUGAACCAGUAACGGAGCAGACUCAAAGUCAACGACAGCUUUUACCAAUGACAGUGGAGUGUCAGCAACGAACCGUAAAAGCUGCAAAAAGCAUGGAACGUCGUCGUAAACCGCAUGUAUACACGGCAAAAAAUUUCGCGAUGAUUGCUGCUGCUUUCAUUAUCUCUUACACUCCGUACUUGGUGUACACGGCAAUGCCAGUGAGUAAAAGAAGUCUUAUGCCAAACGCGGAAACCAGUCUCUGGUCCAGCAUAGGACAAGUAUUAUUCUACUUGUAUUUUGCCAAUUCGGCGGCAAAUCCAAUAAUCUAUUCCUGCAUGAACAGGCAUUUCCGUAGCUUCCUAUCCAAGCAAUUUUGCCGAAAGAAACAUGGGGUUCGUUCCCAGAAAGAGCGCAAUUCCAAAGCACCCGUGGUUUCAUAUGAUUCUAGAGUACCUAAAAAUGAAGGUCCUAAUGACAAGUUGGAGAAUUCUACUGUCGAGGCAAGUUAA
Messenger RNA from Echinostoma caproni, 1776 nucleotides. Lineage: Eukaryota; Metazoa; Platyhelminthes; Trematoda; Plagiorchiida; Echinostomatidae. The record is from the annotation of a GenBank genome assembly.